Myxocyprinus asiaticus (Chinese sucker) is the source of this 410-nucleotide messenger RNA. It is a transcript of the gene slirp, whose product is annotated as SRA stem-loop interacting RNA binding protein. Gene Ontology annotation, cellular component: nucleoplasm. The transcript has 4 exons. Gene Ontology annotation, molecular function: RNA binding. NCBI's taxonomy places the organism in Eukaryota, Metazoa, Chordata, Actinopteri, Cypriniformes, Catostomidae. Gene Ontology annotation, biological process: regulation of gene expression. The record is from RefSeq and is a predicted model, not a curated record. Bases 79 to 390 code for a protein of 103 amino acids.
UAUGUCGUUAAUGAUGGUUUGUUCUUGUCACGUGAUUAAGGUCAAAGGAAGCACAUUCAGAAUCAGCAAGGACGGAACAUGGCAGCAGCAGCAGCAGGAGGCAAAAAGGUUUUUGAAGCGUUUGUGUCUAAAGUCCCGUGGACGAUUGCAACGAAGGAGAUCAGGGAGUACUUUGGGCAGUUUGGCCAGGUGAAGAAAUGUCUCUUGCCCUUUGAUAAAGAGACAGGAUUUCAUCGGGGGUUUUGCUGGAUCGGGUUCAAUACAGAAGAGGGACUUCAGAAUGCACUACAGAAAGAUCCCCACAUUAUUGAGGGAGCAAAGCUCCAGGUUCAAAGAAACAGAAAGGCAUUUAUUGGAAGAAAAUCAAACAAGGAAGCAGAAGAAAGCUGAAAAUGCCUGACCCCUUUUUU